UGUGUUCUUUGGUGGUUCUGCUUCAAAGACGGCUUCCUUUCUCAGACAACUCAUUUCUACUCAAUAAAAACGCGUCUUUACCUGUGUACUGUCUCAGUUUUAUUGAGUUCGUUCCGAGUGCAACACGUUCCUUAUCGACAUGUCCUUCAACACGCCACCGAGGAAGAGAGUGGAGCUAACCUUAGCCGAUAAAGUUAAGGUAAUCCAGCUCCUGAACAGUGUUCCAAAGAUGUCGCAGACGGAAGUGGGGAAGAAGUUUGGAGUUUCGACGUCGCAAGUAUGCAGGGUGAAUCAGAACCGAGAGGCCAUCCUGAAGCAGUGGGAAUCCAACAGCAACCCUAACAGGAAGAGGAAGCGAGAGGGCAAGAGUGGAGACGUAGAAGAGGCUCUCUGGCGGUGGUUCGUCAAUGCCAGAUGGAAGGAUUGCCCACUCAACGGCCCCAUCCUGAUGGAGAAGGCCAAGCAGCUGGCAGCAGGCCUUGGUGUCCAUGACUUCGAACCCACCGAGGGAUGGCUGGGCAGAUGGAAGAAGCGGCACAACGUCAAGUUCUUCAGAGCGCACGGCGAGAAGAAGGACGCAGACACGCAGUCGGCGGAGGACUGGGUAAGAGACGUUCUGCCUACCAUUCUAGAAGAGUACGACAGUGAAGACGUCUAUAACUGCGACGAGACCGGCCUUUUGUACCGCGCACUACCGAGGGGGACAUUGGCUCAGAAGACAGAGAAGGUGUCCGGAGGCAAGAAGGCCAUGGACAGAAUCAGUGUCAUGUUCUGCUGUAACAUGACAGGAACCGACAAACUGACGCCACUGGUCAUCGGAAAAAGCCAGACGCCGAGGUGCUUCCGAGGUCAGCGUGUUCCGCUACCAUGGGAGAACAACAAGAAAGCCUGGAUGACGGGCGUCAUCUUCAAGAAGUGGGUGCAGAACGUCGACGAAGAGAUGGGAAGGAGGCGGAAGAAGAUUGUGCUUCUGCUUGACAACUGCACGGCCCAUCCUCAUGACAUCCCCCUGAGCAACAUCCGCCUGGUGUUUCUGCCCGCCAACACCACGUCACUGAUCCAGCCGCUAGAUCAGGGCAUUAUUCGGAACUUUAAAGCCCUUUACCGGUCUGAGAUCAUGAAGCGAGUCCUGCAUGCCAUCGACAACGAGAACAUCGACAGCGCCCAGAAGUUCGCGAAGAAAACGACCGUCUUGGACGCUCUUUUCAUGGUGAGAGAGUCGUGGAAGAGCGUGAAACAAGAGACGAUCAAGAACUGUAGUGCAGGACUAAAGCAUGGUGUAAAGGUGACCACUUCUGGGAUCAAGCCAUCCCAAUAG
Molecule: messenger RNA, 1318 nt
Organism: Branchiostoma floridae (Florida lancelet)
Lineage: Eukaryota; Metazoa; Chordata; Leptocardii; Amphioxiformes; Branchiostomatidae
Product: tigger transposable element-derived protein 4-like
Exons: 2
Coding region: 140-1318 (392 amino acids)
Cellular component (GO): nucleus
Molecular function (GO): DNA binding
Source: RefSeq, a predicted model, not a curated record